Messenger RNA from Lotus japonicus, 2130 nucleotides. Its product is annotated as beta-amyrin 28-monooxygenase-like. Gene Ontology annotation, molecular function: iron ion binding; monooxygenase activity; heme binding. The coding region runs from base 477 to 1913 and encodes 478 amino acids. Gene Ontology annotation, biological process: sterol metabolic process. NCBI's taxonomy places the organism in Eukaryota, Viridiplantae, Streptophyta, Magnoliopsida, Fabales, Fabaceae. The transcript is spliced from 4 exons. The record is from RefSeq and is a predicted model, not a curated record.
GAAGUUUAUGGGGCAAAUGUGGAGACGGCGGCAACGGAGGAGAAGCUCCAUAAACCACGCACCCUCCACCUGUCUCGCUGCCGCCGCCGGUGAAACCCUCUCUUUCCUUGGUGUAAUUCUAAUCCACUUUUUCAGUUCACUUGGAGAGACGUAUACGCAUCAAACUUGGAUAAUGUUUACUUCCUCAAGGUUGGAGAUAUACAAUAUUCAAAUUAACUUAAUGCUUGAGGUUCUAACAUGUGUAACUUUUUUAAAAAAAAUCAAUUUAUUCUUCGCAUUAAAUAUUCUGGGGACUAAUUCAAUCUAUGACAAUGGACUAUUUUAAUGAAAAAAUGUCAUUGAUGGGGUAUGCUUUUAGUAUAAAUAAAUUUUAUUCUUUAAAGAACAUGAUCUUAUGCCUCAGCCUCAAUUUUCCUGCAUCCCAUAAUUGUCUUCUGCACUCUCUGUUGUUCCCUUUAUUGAAUUGAUAUAGCUCUAUGGAGGUGGUCAAGCUGUUAGUAGUUUUGGCACUCUUUGUCCUUUCUCUGCAUUUCAUCACCAAAAUAGUCAAACUCAGAAAGAAUCCAAAGCUGAACCUUCCUCCAGGAACCUCAGGAUGGCCUAUUGUUGGAGAAACCUUUGAGUUUCUCAGAAACAGUCCUGAGGGAACCCCGUCAAGGUUCGUAGAGGAGAGAAUGAACAAAUAUGACUCAAGGGUGUUCAAGACAUCAUUGCUUGGAUAUCAUAUGGCUGUGUUUUGUGGACCAGCUGGGAACAAGUUCUUGUUCAGCAAUGAGAACAAGAAUGUCCAAGUGUGGUGGCCCAGCUCAGUGAGGAAGCUGAUAAGGCAGUCUCUAGUUAAUAAGGUUGGUGAUGAAGCAAAGUUGACAAAGAGGUUGCUCUUAAGCUUUCUCAAUGCAGAUGCACUUAGAAAUUUCUUGCCAAAAAUGGAUAGCAUUGCUCAGCACCAUAUUAGGACGCACUGGGAGGGGAAGAUGCAAGUGCAUGUCUAUACCAUAAUACAGCUAUACACGUUUGAAUUGGCUUGUUGCUUAUUUUUAAGCUUUGGAAACUCUAGCCAGGUAGCAAAUCUUUCUUCACUGUUUGAUGUAUUUCUGAAAGGGAUCUUUGCAUUAUCCAUUAACUUUCCUGGAACAAGGUUUCAUCGGGCAAUGAAAGCUGCGGAUGCAAUAAAAAAAGAAAUCAAAAUGCUUCUUAAGAAAAAGAAAGUGGAUUUGGAAGAAAAUAGGAUUUCGCCUACCAAGGACCUUUUAUCACAUUUGCUUGUUACAUCUGAUACCAAUGGAAGGUUUUUGACCGAAACGGAGAUUAGUGAUAACAUAUUACUAUUGCUUUUUGCUGGUCAUGAUACUUCUAGAUCAGUGUUAUCAUCAGUCAUGAAGUAUCUCGGACAGUUACCUGAAGUUUAUGAACGUGUGUUGAAAGAACAACUUGAAAUUAGCCAAGGGAAAGAGGAAGCUGAAUUGCUGCAUUGGGAGGAUGUUCAGAAAAUGAAGUACACUUGGAAUGUUGUAUCUGAAGUUAUGAGGCUGUCGCCACCCGUGAGAGGUGCUUAUAGAGAAGCGAUAAAGGAUUUCACCUAUGCUGAUUAUAACAUCCCUAAAGGGUGGAAGUUGCAAUGGAGCACUAAUGCAUCACACAAGGAUCCAACACUUUUCUCGAAUCCUGGAAAUUUUGAUCCUUCGAGAUUUGAAGGAGAAGGGCCUACACCCUUUUCAUAUGUUCCAUUUGGAGGAGGACCUAGAAUGUGUUUGGGGCAAGAGUUUGCUAGGCUAGAGAUACUUGUGUUUAUGCAUAACAUAGUCAAAAGUUUCAAGUGGGAUUUAGUGAUUCCUGAUGAGAAGUUCAAGUAUGAUCCCAUGCUAGAACCAGAAAAAGGACUCCCAAUUCAACUUCAACCUUCCCAUUUCUAGCCUAAUACAUUGAUUAAGAGCUUUAUUUAUAAAUUUUCACAUUAUACUGAAACUAGAUUGUUUAGAAAAAAAAGAAACUAGAUGGUGAUCCGCGCAUAGCGUGGGUUAAUAUUAAUAUAAUAAUGUGAGUGCAAAUAGUUGUAUGAAAUUUAUUUAUGCAUUAUGUUAUUAUCUUUUUAUGGAAUGCAUGAAAAUUUGAAAUGAUUUUAAUGAUGAA